This is a messenger RNA of Linum trigynum, 282 nucleotides long. The record is from the annotation of a GenBank genome assembly. NCBI's taxonomy places the organism in Eukaryota, Viridiplantae, Streptophyta, Magnoliopsida, Malpighiales, Linaceae.
AUGGGUCAUCGUGUGGGAUGCUGUUGUUCGAAGCUUGCUUUUCCAUGUGAUGUCCAUUUAGACAUCGCGGAGGCACUCGGAGAGUGGGGGCUCAUUUCGACGACGACGCUGAAUUUAGACGACUACAUGAGCGUGGAUUCUCUCGCCAGAUUUCUCGUUACGGUUGCCUUACUCGCCAUCUCCCCUACCUCGCUUAAACAGGGAGAUCCAAUGCAAAUUUUGACUUGUUUCGUUAUUUUAUUCUCUGUCUCCUCUUUCUUUGCAAUCUAUGAAAUUGUUUAG